Messenger RNA from Antechinus flavipes (yellow-footed antechinus), 3454 nucleotides. RefSeq names its product villin like (gene VILL). Gene Ontology annotation, cellular component: cytoplasm; actin cytoskeleton. The transcript has 21 exons. Gene Ontology annotation, molecular function: actin filament binding; phosphatidylinositol-4,5-bisphosphate binding. The record is from RefSeq and is a predicted model, not a curated record. Gene Ontology annotation, biological process: actin filament severing; cytoskeleton organization; barbed-end actin filament capping. Bases 250 to 2904 code for a protein of 884 amino acids. NCBI's taxonomy places the organism in Eukaryota, Metazoa, Chordata, Mammalia, Dasyuromorphia, Dasyuridae.
ACCGCAGGGGGGCGGGAGGGGGCCAGACGCCCAGCCCAGCCCGUCCCAGUGCAGACUCCAGGCGCUGCCGGCCACAGGAAGACAGGUGAGCUGCUCCAAGGUGUGUCCAGGGCCUGGUACCCAGAGGUGGCUAACAGAGGUUGCUCCAUCCCGGCCCUGCCUUCCUUCCUUCCAUCGCCAGCAGAGCCUUCCCGAGUCUCCCGCUCCCUCCGUCCAUCCAUUCCUUCAUUUAUUGCCCAAGCCGGAAGGAUGGACAAGGACAGCGGCCUGCCCUCCAUCAACAAGCUGCAGGGCCUGCAGAUCUGGGUCAUCGAGAAGAUGAAGAUGGUCCUCGUCCCCCAGAAGGCCUAUGGGAGUUUCUUCGAAGGUGACUGCUACAUCAUCCUGCACAACGGGAAGACGAGCCGGGGCCCGGCCAUCGACAUCCACUACUGGAUCGGCAAGGACUCGGCGGUGGACGAGCAGGGGGCGGCGGCGGCCUUCACGGCCCAGCUGGACGGGCUGCUGGGGGACGUCCCCGUGCAGCACCGGGAGGUCCAGGGCUAUGAGUCCGAGGUCUUCAAGAGCUACUUCAAGAAGGGCAUCAUUUACAAGAAGGGGGGUCUGACCUCCGGCUUCAAGCACGUGGAGACCAACAUGUACAACAUCCAGAGGCUCCUCCACAUCAAGGGAAAGAAGCCGGUGACGGCCACGGAGGUGGACCUGUCCUGGGACAGCUUCAGCAAGGGAGACGUCUUCCUCCUGGACCUGGGGAAGGUGCUGAUUCAGUGGAACGGCCCCGAAGCCAACCUGUCUGAGAAGUCCCGGGGACUGGCCUUGGCCCGGAACAUCCGCGACGGCGAGCGGGGCGGCCGGGCCCAGAUCGGGGUGGUGGACGAGGAGCAGCUGAGCUCCGCGGAGCUGCUGCAGAUCAUGGAGACGGUGCUGGGGCCGCGGGCGGGCGCGCUGAGGGACGCGGUCAGCGAGGACAGGGCCGACGAGUUCCAGAAGGCCAACCUGCGGCUGUACCACCUUUAUGAAAAGGACGAGGACUUGGUGGUCCAGGAGAUCGCCACGCGGCCGCUGACGCAGGACCUCUUACAGCAUGAGGACUGUCACAUCCUGGACCAAGGGGGCUUCAAGAUCUACGUGUGGAGGGGCCGUGGCUCCAGCAAGGAGGAAAAGAAGGCAGCCUUCAGCCGGGCAGUGGGCUUCAUCCAGGCCAAGGGCUACCCAGCCACAACCAAUGUGGAGGUGGUGAACGAUGGCUUCGAGUCCGCCAUGUUCAAGCAGCUCUUCCAGCAGUGGACAGAGAAGGACCAGACAGAGGGGCCGGGCCGGGCUUACAGCCUGGGCAAGACUGCCAAAGUGGAGCCCGUGAAGUUCGACGUGACCAACCUGCAUGGGCAGCCCGAGCUGGCUGCGGAGCGGAGGAUGGUGGACGAUGGUUCGGGGAAGGUGGAGGUGUGGCGGAUCGAGGACUUGCACAAGAAGCCCGUGGAGCCCAAGAAGUACGGCCAGUUCUACGGGGGUGACUGCUACCUGGUCCUCUACACCUACCAGAAGGCAGGGCGGGCCCAGUACAUCAUCUACAUCUGGCAGGGACGAUAUGCCCCGGUAGACGAGGUCACCGCUUCAGCUCUCAACGCCCUCGAGCUGGACCACAUGUACCAGGAGGAAGCCGUGCAGGUGCGGGUGACCAUGGGCAAGGAGCCCCGGCACUUCCUGGCCAUUUUCCGAGGGCGGCUCGUCGUGUUCCAGAACGGCUCCGGCCGGGACGGCCGCGUGGACCCCGAGCCAGACAUCCGGUUGUUCCAGGUGAGGGGCACGGACGAGUACAACACCAAGACCACCGAGGUGCCCGCCCGGGCAUCUUCCCUCAAUUCCAGCGACAUCUUCCUGCUCGCCACCGACCAGAUCUGCUAUCUGUGGUGCGGAAAGGGCUGCAGUGGAGAUGAGAGGGAGAUGGCCCGAAUGGUGGCCGACAUCGUCUCGCAGAAGGACAAGCAGACGGUGCUGGAGGGUCAGGAGCCGCCCAGCUUCUGGGAGGCUCUGGGGGGCAAGGCCCCCUAUGCCAGCGACAAGAGGCCCCAGGAGAGGACCUCCUCCUACCAGCCCCGCCUGUUUGAAUGCUCCAAUCAGACGGGCCGAUUCAUCAUGACAGAGAUCAUGUUCUUCAGCCAGGACGACCUGGAUGAGGAUGACAUCAUGCUCCUGGACACCUGGGAAGAGGUUUUCCUGUGGAUUGGGAAAGACUCCAGCCCCUACGAGAAGAAGGAGUCUGUGGCCGUGGCCCGAGAGUACCUCAAGAGCCACCCGGCGGGCAGGGACCCCGCGACCCCCGUUAUUGUGGUCAAGCAGGGCCACGAGCCCCUCACCUUCACCGGCUGGUUCAAUGCCUGGGACCCCUACAAGUGGAAUAACGGCAGGUCCUAUGAGGAGCUGAAGAGCAGCCUGGGCGAUCUGGCCGCCAUCUCCGAGAUGACCGUGGAACUCAGCAACAUCAACCUGCUGCAGUGGCUGUCGGAGGAGCGCCCCGGCACCCCGGGGGAGGUCCCGCCGCCCCGCUGCGAGGGCCCAGCCCCCGCCGCCGCCCUCAAGCCGCCCAGCAGCGAGCCCUGCUCCAGCUCCAGCAGCCCCAGCAGCAGCUACUACAGCGGCAACAGCAACUGCAACAGCAGCGACGCACCCCCGGCGCCCAGCUGCCCCGCGCCCGCCCCCGGCCCCCCCAGCGCCCCCAUCCCCCGCGAGCAGCUGAUCAACAAGGCUGUGGAGGAUCUGCCCGAGGGCGUGGACCCGUCCAGAAAAGAGUUCUACCUCUCAGACUCUGACUUCCAAGAGCUCUUUGGCAAAUCCAAGGACGAGUUCUACCGGAUGGCCAAGUGGAAGCAGCAGAGCGAGAAGAAGCAGCACGGCCUGUUUUGAGGCGCGGCCUGCCGGUGCUCCCCAGCGUGCUCACGCUCCCCAGUUCCGUUCCCGUCCUUCGGGAGGCAUCCCUGAAGCUGCUGGCCUAGUGCCCCCCUCCCUAAACUCUCCUAGCCCCUCCCCCAGCUCCCUAAGCUGGCCUAGCCCCCCCCCACCCCCAGCUCCCUAAGCUGGCCUAGCCCCUCCCCCAACUCCCUAAACUGGCCUAGCCCCCCCCCACCCCCAGCUCCCUAAGCUGGCCUAGCCCCGCCUCCCUAGCUCCCUGGGCUGGCCUAGCUGCUCCCCGCUCCCUAAACUGUUCUAGCCCCUCCCCCAGCUCCCUAAACUGUUCUAGCCCCCCCUCCCCAGCUCCCUGGGCUGGCCCAUUCUACCACUGAGCUCCGAUUCUGGUCAUUGGGGCUCUCGGGGACAUGGCCCCUCCCUGGAGUUCUGAAUGGGGGGGGGGGUAUCAGCCAGACCCUUGGGCGCCCCCGGCAGAGCCAAGGCCAGAUGGUCUGGGCCGGCCCCCUGUGCCCCGCGUCCGACAAUAAAGGCUUCCUGACCUUCCUGA